AUGCCUACACUCUCGAACGCGCCAAGUCGCGGUCGCUUAGGACUAGCGAAGCGCAGGCGCGGACGUCCAGCGAACACGGGCCCCUUGCAAGAACGUAUGAUUGUGGGGGAUGUUGGCGUAUAUCGCGCGCUGAAGUCACGACACGCACCACAGAAAGACGUCACUGAAGCCAUUGAUCUCGAAGCUAGAAAGCUCAUUGGACGAUUCGGCUGGAAGGAUCCACUACGCGCAUGUGCAGAGAAGGAGACCCAAGAGGGUGAUGGCGAUUCGGUGGAUGAGGAUGAGCAGAAGCGCCGGGAUAAGACUUUCAAGCAAGUUCGCGGGGAAGUGAACAAGCUCUGGAGGAACAAUCUAUCCGUGAAAGCUGAUGCGGACCUGAAGCCUUCAACCGAAAUCGUUGAGUUGAUCAAGAUCUUCGCGCGCAAACCUCGUAAAAAGCACCUGUAUAAACUUUGGGCGACAUCGAAAGCCCGUCCAGAGCUUGAGGCUGCGGUGGAUGAACGCCAUGCAGCCGUCACACAGAGUGUGAAGCCGGGGUCCGCUCCUCCUCCUCGUGUAGCAACUUGGAGUGCAGUGGCAGCCGAAUGGUAUAAGGCGGCGAGCGCUCAUGAGAAGGAGACGACUCGCCGAGAGGCGAACUUAGUGCACAGGGAGGCCAUGAAGAAGUGGGAAGCGAGCGCUUCUGCGUUGCCGAAAUCCCGCGAAGAAGCGAUAAAGUUUAUGGAAGCAUCCCAGACGUUCUUGAGUGACUUGAUGCAUUUCUUCGCCAAUCGCGCAUCUGGAAUGGCGAUCAUGUUUUUGAGCGGCCCCUGCGGUGCAAGCCUUGUGUCGGAAGGCGUAUGCAAUGUCAUUGGGCAACCCAAACUGCUGUAUACGGAGGUGAAUCCGGGCGGGUGCGAUUUCUUCAAGUACGAGUUGGACAAACAGGUGCGCAUAUUGAACGAGACUAAAUGGGGUCAAGAUCUUGAGUUCGGCUCUCUGCGUAGCUUGACGAGUGAGUGUCCGAACGAAGACGGAGACGAAGAAGCGAACGGUGAAGAUGACGGUGACGGUGACGAUGAAGAUGACGACGAUGCCGAUGACGAACCAGCCGCCGCCGCGACCACCGCCACCGUUGCUACCGCCACCGCCACCGUCACCGACGACGACGACGACGACGACGACGACGACGACGACGACGAUAGUGAUGAGGAAGAAGUCAACCGCUAUGCAAAUGAAAAGGGAGUCGAGUAUUUGCUGCCUCCGGCGCUCAUCGAUGCUACCCAUAUACAACCAGAGUGCGACAAGGACGAAGAGAGAGGGCCAGAUGUAACCCCAGUGGUCGACCCAACUAUCGCGGACAUGCACGUACCUGCGCACAGCGAACCAUCGCGAAGCGCUAUAAGCGGGGAGCACAGUACCGUAACUGCAUCCUCGUUUUCAUUUCACGUUCUGGAGCGAUGCCCUCAACAAAGUGUCUCAAUGGCAGAGUACCAACAUAAGUUUCGUGUCGCACUGGCCAGAAUCCUGCCGCACAAGAUAUGGCUAGAAGAAUCCAACACGGUAAACUUCCUCAGAGCGGUACCAACCAAACUCUCGGAUCGGAUAGACGUCAGCAUAGCGUACGAGCUGAGCCUAGCCUAUCUGGCGUAUGAGUCAAGCAAUGCGAAUGAGAUAUCUCUAUCGUUGAAGACGGCGCGGAGGGUUGACGGUCAGGAGGGAGAGGCAAAGCCAAGUUACAUCCACGACCUGUCUCUGAGAGACUUCAAAUCCCGAUGGAACGCCAGAGCAGAUGAUGCUACUAGAACGCCUGCGAAGUUAGACGCCGAUGUUAACAUCACCUUACCCCGUCAGUGGGCGCUCUUGCAGCCAGCAGCACGCAUCGAUGAGCAAGGGCGAAUAUGCAUUCUCGCUGACGCGCAGAUGGACUGGAAGGGCGCCCUGUUACCAGGCUUGGAUGGGGUGCGUCUUCUGGUCGUGACGGCGUUAGUGUGGGCAUGGAGUAUCAAGGGGGAAGAGGAACGUACCGAGUGGUCUAACUUGGCCCUCGACAUGACCUCCGUUCUCCAGAUACUGACCGUCCAGGUUGGCGUUCGGGAUGUUGGAGGGCUUUCGGUAGCGCAAGGUAUCGACGGAUAUUUAAAGAGUCGUAAGUCGACGCGCAAAGGGUGA
Messenger RNA from Peniophora sp. CBMAI 1063, 2151 nucleotides. NCBI's taxonomy places the organism in Eukaryota, Fungi, Basidiomycota, Agaricomycetes, Russulales, Peniophoraceae. The record is from the annotation of a GenBank genome assembly.